This is a messenger RNA of Cylicocyclus nassatus, 659 nucleotides long. NCBI's taxonomy places the organism in Eukaryota, Metazoa, Nematoda, Chromadorea, Rhabditida, Strongylidae. The record is from the annotation of a GenBank genome assembly.
AGGCUGCUUUUGCCGGAACAGUUCUUUCAGCAAUUUCAAGUCCUUUCCAGAAGAAGAUCGUGGACAUUGGACUCAGCUGCGGAGGAAUUCUCAUGCCAGAAAUGACUGUUCAGAUGAGAGAGGAGAUUCUGGAAUUCCAUAAUCGGCAUCGAGCCAACCUAGGUUCUGGAAUCGUUUCUAGCAAUUCCAGGAAAAUGCCACCAGCAUCGAAUAUGUAUAAGCUGAGUUGGUCUUGUCUGCUAGAAAGGAAGGCCCAGAGCUUCUUGAGAUUAGGCGAUCCAAUAACUAAGAAUACUCUGGAGGUGCUCCUGCCCAGUACGCUCAAUCAAUAUUCAAAGUGGCUCUGCUCGCAGACCCCGACAACUUAUGAUAAUUUUGUGGAACCUGCACUUACUCAGUGGUGGAAUAAAGUCAAAGAUCAAACAGGAUUGCUUUAUAACGAGACUACCGCAUCCUUUGGAAACAUGGCGUACGACAGGGCCACCGAAGUGGGUUGCAGCGUAAGAAAGCACGGCAAUACUUCUUACUUGAUUUGCAUCUACGAUUUAGGACCGGAAACUCCGUUGGAUCUAAUCUAUGAAUCAGGGCAAAAGUGCCAAUGCAAAGCCUAUCCGAACUCAACGUGCUCCGCGUUAGACAGCCUGUGCAUCAAGAACUAA